AUGGAAAGUGUUAUCAAAUUAUUAGAGCAUCAUAAUCAGUCGCAAUUGUGCGAACACCUAAGAAAUUAUUCUUUGCAUAAUUUUGAUACAUCAGAUUUAAAUAAUUUGGAAAUUUUUCUGAAAAAAAUGAAUGAAAUAACGAAUUUAGAAGAGGAGAAAGAAAAAGAAUAUAUAACAUAUGUACCCAAAUUGAUAGACAUUGACAGUAUCUAUGAUUGUAAAAACCCAGAAAAUGGAAGUAUUUUUAUAAAUAUGUAUAAAAAAAAAUGUGUACUUAAUGAGUUAAGAUGUUUAGGUUUAGAAAUUAUAAAAAAAAAUAAAGUUGCUGUCAUACUUUUAGCUGGAGGACUUGGAUCAAGGUUAGGCUUAAGUAAAGCUAAAGGGUUAUUAGAAGUAACCCCUUUGUUGAAUAAAACAUUUUUCCAAAUAUAUUUUGAACAAAUUAAUUUUUUAGAGUCAUUUUGUUCUUUCAAUGAAAAAAUAGAAAUUCCAAAGAUUUCAGAAAAUGAAAAUAAAAAUAAUCCUAGCACCAAUAAUAGUGAAUGUGAAGUAAUGGAUAAAAAAAAUAAUAAUGAUAUAAGUUGUAAUAAUAAAAAUAACAAUAGCUUUUUGAACCAGAAUUUUAAUUGUAUAAAUUCUUCAAAACCUUCUCUAUCAAAAGAUGAUCAAAAUAGUAUAUUUCUAAAUAAUUCUUGUAAUAAAAAAGUUUCUAUUUACAUUUAUAUAAUGACAUCCAAUUUCACGCAUGACAUAACAGUUAAAUAUUUAGAGGAAAAUAAGUUUUUUGGUUUAAAAAAAGAAAAUAUUUUGAUUUUUAAACAAUGUGAUAAUUAUUCUACUGAUUUUAAUUAUAAUCUCCUUUUAACAAAUCCAAAUAAACUACUAACAAAUCCAGCAGGUAAUGGAGAUAUUUUCAGAGCAAUAGAUAAAAAUGGCAUAAUUGAAGAUAUGGUAAAUAAAAAUAUAAAAUACAUUCAAAUUGUAAGUAUUGAUAAUGUGUUAAAUAAAAUUGCAGAUCCUGUAUUAAUUGGAUUUUGUUCUUUUUUUAAUUGUGAUAUUGCUAAUAAAUCAGUAAAAAGAAAAGAAAAAGAAUCAAUGGGUAUUUUCUGUUUAAGAGAAAAAAAAAAAAAAAAAAAAAACUCAAACAAGGUGCACAAUUACUUUUCAGUUUGUGAAUAUACAGAAUUACCUAAUGACAUUUCAAAAAAUUCAGAAUUAUUUGAAUAUGGAAAUAUAUGCCAUCACAUGUUCUCUUUUGACUUUUUAAAUUAUAUUGUCAAAAAUAAAAUAUAUGAUAAAAUGAAGUUGCAUAAAAUUUCAAGGAAAAAAGAUUAUUAUGAUUUAAGUCUAAAAAACAAAAAAUCUAAUCCAUUAGUUAAUAAUAUUGCAUAUUGCUAUGAAUAUUUUAUUUUUGAUGUAUUUAAAUAUGCCAGGAAAAUUUUAUCUUUUGAGAUUUCAAGAGAAAAAGAAUUUAGUCCAAUAAAAGGUAAUAAUAAGGGUGAUAGUAUAUUGGAAGCUCAAAAAAAUUUAAGCAAUUUGCAUAAAUCAUGGCUUAUAAAUCAGAACUUUAAUAUAAUUGAUAAUAGAGAUGAAAAACUUAAUUUUUGUGAAAUAUCACCCCUUGUUUCGUAUGAUGGAAAUUUUUUUUUUGAUUUACCUAAACAUAAAACUAUACAUUUGCCAUAUUUUCUAGAUAAAAAUUCUCAUUAA
Plasmodium gallinaceum is the source of this 1710-nucleotide messenger RNA. Its product is annotated as UDP-N-acetylglucosamine pyrophosphorylase, putative. The record is from RefSeq and is a predicted model, not a curated record. Gene Ontology annotation, molecular function: UDP-N-acetylglucosamine diphosphorylase activity. Gene Ontology annotation, biological process: UDP-N-acetylglucosamine biosynthetic process. Bases 1 to 1710 code for a protein of 569 amino acids. The transcript has a single exon. NCBI's taxonomy places the organism in Eukaryota, Apicomplexa, Aconoidasida, Haemosporida, Plasmodiidae.